Pestalotiopsis fici W106-1 is the source of this 2337-nucleotide messenger RNA. RefSeq lists its product as uncharacterized. Lineage: Eukaryota; Fungi; Ascomycota; Sordariomycetes; Amphisphaeriales; Sporocadaceae. Bases 1 to 2337 code for a protein of 778 amino acids. The record is from RefSeq and is a predicted model, not a curated record. The transcript is spliced from 6 exons.
AUGAAUACAGUUGAUCAGGCAGCAGAACAGUACCAGCGCGAGCUGGGCGAAGAACCCGCCGGUGUGCCCGAAAAUGAUUUUUGGGGCCCAACUGAGGACUCCUGUCAUGAUAUCAUUCCUUUUGGUGAAGGUCAUGAUAUUUUCAUCCAUACGAUGGAGCCACCAGCCCUUCAGCGGCAAAUAGUCGCAAGUGACGCUCGAGGCGCACAUGGUCAGAUUCCAAACAGUACAGCAUCGUUCCUUACAGACCAACGAGAAGAUCUCAUCCCCAACCCGUAUGAGUCUCCAAGGUUCAACUGGCCACACCACACGACGGAAGACGUGGCGAUGUGGAAAGGUUUCGUGCCAGACUCAUCCAGUGCACAACUAAACGCACCGGACGGUUCUGGGCAUUGCGCGUCAGCUACUGAGCGGGUUCUUGAUGCAUUCGAAAGAAAUCAUGCAGGCUUACGCCACAACCAUGACAAUACCGUUUCCGCAACUACUGAUUUCCCCAGUGCUCCGGAACCCAUGCUUGAUAUUGAGGCAUUACCCAAUGAUUUUUUCAAUAUUCCGGGACUCAUGCCUGGCUCUGACGAGUUGAGUGAUCUCAGUCAUGACUCAAGUCUAGGGGCAAUGGUGAAUAAAAGGGAUCAUACAUUUCCCAAGUCUCAAUGGAGAAGCUUGAAACGUGAUAAGUGUAAGGGCACGGAGGGCAGCAAGUGCUCGAUGUGCAUCAAACAUCUCGAGAAUCUAAGAAUGUAUUCCUUGAGAUCGAACAGCCCUUCUAUCAACCACAUCGAUAUCGGCCCAAUAAAGCUGGGAACUGUGGCAUUCUACGAAAUCAAUGAUAUGCAUUAUUUACUUGUCAAGAUACGAGAAGAGAUUGACAGUCUUUACAGUCCCAGCCAGAAUGAAACACUUGAGGCUUCGUUCAAAGGCGACUUGAUAUGCCAUAUUUCUGAUGGAGGGGUAAACCCUCACUCCAUCACCGAUCCUGCUGUCCCUAUACCCAUCCUGGAGCUAUCUACGACGAGUGCAGCUAGGCGUAAGACGAGAGGACAGAGCGUUGCCCCAGCACUCAAUGCACGACAGCUUGAUAGGUUCAUUGAUACUAAAGCACCGCCAGGGAUUUUCUCCAAGCUUGAAACAUCUGACGUUGGUUUCACUAUACCUACCCAACCUUCUUCCCCUGCCAGGGCUGAUGUUCUACAGACUAAAAUUCUCAACUGCGCCUUGCGAUCCGCCUACUAUUUUGGCAUCCUCUUCAAUUGGACGAGUAAUAUCAUACUCUACGAUCCCAGGGAAAUGAAUAAAGUCGCUCGAGGAUCUUGUGGCAACGGACUUCAGCUGGCCAAGAAUCUCGUACUAGAGACUCUCUACUCCAUUGUGCAUAGAAUCGACUGUCUCGUCCAUCAAUUGUUCGAAUGGGUUGGCGACUCUUUCAAGCAACACCGCAACUCGCCCUCGGACCCUGCGACAAUUUCUUGUGCAUUGUGGAUUUUGUACAGCUCAGUGAACAAGUUUCAGAAGUUGGAUUGGAACAGCAUUCACGUCAACGAGCUUAGAAAGUUCUUGGACGGACUGAGAGACAGAUCGAAAGCAGCUUUGGUUUCAGUUCAACGCUACAACUGGAUGGUUAGCUACAAAUGCUGCGGCCAACGAAGCGACUACCUCACGGAGUUUGUCGAUCUUGUGGAGAAGGCGAAGACUCCAAGUUUCGUUGUGAGCUUUGCAUACGAAUACCAAUACGAAAAUCCAUUUUUCUUGAGUCUUCAUGGCGUUGGGACUGGCCAAUUGGCUCGACUAUCAUAUGUUGAUGUUCUCAAAAAACGAGGAGAGGAGGAAGACCCGAUCGAUGAGUUUUAUCGGCUGUCGUCUCGGUCUCCGGCGUACAAACCGGGGUCGAAACAAGACGGUGCAAGAUACCCCCGCUUUACUCAAGAGCAGGGACGCUUCGAUCAAGCAAGUCAUGAAGGAACCCAUUCUAGUCUUACGCGGAGAGAUCAUCGAUUCCGCUGCGAAGACAAAUCAAAAGCAAGAAGCGUGACACGUGAGGAUAUCGACAAGUUCGCAAACUUGUCUACAACUCACACCAAGGCAAAUGAUCUGGCAAUUUUGUCUGAUGAUUGGGAAUCAAAUUGUACCCGAAAGCGCCAAGCAUCCAGUUCAGUUCAGAGCAUUACGAGUACUGGUUCAGGAGAGGAGGGCCUCAAAUCAAAGGAUGUGAUCGUUGCUUCCCGACAAAAGCGAAUCAGAAUGUCUAGAGAAACACCGAGGCCUACCCCUUUCUUGGGAUCCUAUAAGAGACUUGGAGACAUGUUGCAAUCUGUGUUUGGGAAGAUAACUGGAAAUUGA